AUGUCGUCGGACGACUCAGUCCACCGCCGAGCCCACACCGCCGACAGUGCCAUCCCGCUGCAGGAUCUCAACAAUGAUGGCACACCAGAUCGGGCCGGUGAGCUCGACCGACAUGAAUCGCACCGCCGCACUCUUAGUGACAGGGGACGGGAGCUGUUCAGAGCAGGACGAUCGAGCACUGCGGGCAGAGCGCCAUAUGCCCCUAUACGGCAUGUUGACAACGAUGAAUCACCAAGCCCCCCACCGCGCAAUAGCCAUAUCUCGCCAAUCGCCUUCGUCACAACGCCCUCGGGCCAACACGAGCGAAUACCGGAUGAAGAUGACGAAGCAGCACCGUUCUCGCCUAUUACGGAUAGAAGCGCAUUCCAGGAUGCCAUCGGGUUCGCGGGGUUGAGUUUCAACGCGAGCCACAGCUCACCCGACGAGUCGGACGAUGAUGUUCAAGAGACGCCGUCGAGACGGGCACGAGGGUCGAAAAGAGCGACGUUGGAUAGUCUGCCACCAUUGAAUACAAGAAAUAGCGGCGAUGACAUGGUUUCGAUUCAGCUGGAUGACGGCCCUGCCUUCUUCUCGCCGGGUGUGGCAGACGAAGACGACACUGUCCCGUUGACGGAUUCUUCACGGCUAAAGGCAUCGAGCGCGGUCACACACAGCACACCUGAGGGACAGAGACACGAUAGACAGAGGAGCCGAGCUGGAUCUGCCCUGAGUGGCCUGAGUAUACGCUUCACGGGUGGUGGCAAUCGUGCCAGGAGUAAUUCAAGACUUGGCGACGAUCUUGCACAGGCAGAGGGCGGCGCAAGAAAUUCGUCAGAGCUGAACAGAACACCGUCGGCGCGGAAGUCGUCUCUGUCGCCACUGGGGGAUUCUCCACUCCAGCGCACGGGAACCAUGCUGCGAAAGAUGUCACAACGUGUGGUAAACUUGAGCAAUGAGUCCGAGCCUGUGGAUAGACCGGCUGCCAGGAAAAGUUCGAUACGGCAGUCAGGGUCUGAAGAAGCGGUGUUCCCAAACCUCCCACAGGUUGGCUUAGAUGGAGCAGGGCCACCAAGAUCGCCUGCGAGUGAGAAAAUGCCGUCUUCUGCAGCUAUAGAGCCAGAUCUACCACCACUGCCAGCCAUCGAGCGCAACCCACUGAAGGGCAAGUCUCUGGGGGCCUUCUCUCCAGAGAGCCGGAUACGAAAAGCAUUGCUGGAGUUCCUGGUUCAUCCUUUCGUGGAACCCACAGUCUUGGUCUUGAUUGUGAUCCAAACCAUAAUCCUCGCUGUAGAUUCGGCACCUGAUGUCUACAAAGAUCCGAGGCCACGCGAUUGGGGGAACAGUUGGACGGACUAUCUCCUCCUCGGGAUAUUCAUCGUCUACACCAUAGAAAUCAUCAUCAAGAUCAUCGUCUCCGGCUUCAUCUUCAACCCGACCGAGUACAGCACCAUCGAUCGAAGCAUUGGAGUGAGACAAGCACUACAGAAGAAGGCAGACGCGAUGUUUGCCCUCCAUCGAAACCCAUCCAAAAGGGGCAUGAAAGGUGACCACUCUAACUCGCGCGUGCCAGCACCGGACUCUCUGCUGCGCUCGUUCACCGCACAAAACUUUGAUGAUGUUCCUGGAACUUCAAAACAGGCCCAGAAAAAGAGGCUUGCUUAUCGUGCAUUCCUGCGGCACUCAUUCAACCGUCUCGAUUUUGUCGCCGUGGCUUCCUUCUGGAUCAGUUUCAUACUUGGAGCUGCUGGUGCCGAGUACCAACAUCAAAUAUAUGUAUUCCGGAUGAUGAGCUGCCUACGAAUAUUGAGGCUUCUGGGGAUCACAAGCGGCACGUCUGUCAUUCUCCGUAGUUUGAAGCGGGCAGCGCCGACAUUGCUCAACAUCGCCUUCUUGAUCGGAUUCUUCUGGCUCUUGUUCUCCAUUGUGGGAGUCCAGAGCUUCAAAUCCAGUCUUCGACGGACGUGCACCUUGAUUGGAGCAGAGCAGUUUCCACCCACGCAAGACUACGCCCAGAAUCAACCACCGCCGGCUGGUGGGUUUCAAUUCUGUGGCGGUUGGAUCGCACCGGACAAUGGCACAUACAUGCCGUGGUUGAAGGCGGAUGGCUCUUGGGGCGCAGACAAGCACAAAGGGUUCCUGUGCCCGCAAGGGUCGCGCUGUAUUGAGGGUGAGAAUCCCUACAACAACACAAUCAGCUUUGACAACAUUGCUCAAUCCGCGGAGCUGGUGUUUGUGGUCAUGACCUCGAACACUUUCACAGAUAUCAUGUACUAUCUGACGGACUCGGACUACUUGGCAUCCGCAUUGUUCUUCGCAUGCGGCACCAUCUUCCUCACCUUCUGGCUCAUAUCGUUGCUCAUAGCAGUCAUCACUUCAUCAUUCCAGGUCAUUCGAGAAGAGAGCAGGAGCAGCGCUUUCACGGCAGAUGACGACCCUGCGGAAGACCACGACAUUGAUGGUGACGAAUCAAGAGGACCUCUGGAUCUCAAGAAACGAGGCUCGGCGAUCAAACGUGCGUACGACAAGUCGUAUCUGAUCUGGAUUGUGGUCAUCACUUUCGACCUGGUCGUCCAAAGCUUGAGAACCGAUACAAUGGGCGGAUUCACGAAGGGGCUGAUCAGCUGGACAGAACUCAUUGUCACCAUAGUGCUGCUGUUCGAAAUCAUAUUCCGCUUCGCGUCGGACUGGAGAGAUUUCCGCCACCACCGUCGAAACUGGUUCGACCUCUUCCUGGCAGUCAUAACAGCCAUCAUUCAGCUUCCACCGAUCCGCUACUCGGGUGAUCCCUACGCUUGGCUCACAGUCUUUCAGAUCCUUAGGAUCUACCGUGUGGUUCUGGCUGUUCAGAUGACGCGAGACUUGAUAAUGCUGGUUUUGCGGCAUGUUUCUGGUGUGCUGAACCUGAUCCUUUUCGUGUUCCUACUCACGUUUCUCGCCGCCAUAUUCGCCACUCAACUAUUCCGUGGGCAACUGCCAAUUCUCGAUGGCCAGGGCAACUACCUUCAGGUAACAUUUGCCACCAUCUUCAACUCUUUCCUCGGGAUGUACCAAGUACUGUCCUCUGAGAACUGGACAACGAUCAUGUACAACGUUGCGCGAUUCGACUACCAAUACGGGACGGCCUGGAUCGGAGCCACCUUCUUCAUUAUCUGGUUCACGCUGGCGAAUUUCGUCGUGUUGAACAUGUUUAUUGCUGUCAUCCAAGAGAACUUCGACGUUUCGGAAGAUCAGAAACGAUUGCAGCAAGUCCGAUCGUUCCUACAACGUACAGAGCUUGGCAACAACUCUGGAGGCACGCUUUCCCUCUCCACAAUCUUCAAGUUUGGCAUGGUCAGGCGACAAGAUCCUUUGGACUUCGGAUCGGCAGCCACUGAGAUGUUGUUGAAGGAUGCUGUGGUGCGGGAUUUCCUCGACGAGCAGAUAGAAGAGGAUGGUGAGCUCAGGCGUACAGGCACCAUGGGUCUGGCUUCAGCAUCGACCCUCAACAUGUACAAACAACCCGCUGGAUGGGCCCAGAAGAUCAAGGAAAAGCUCUCAAAGCACCUCUUCAACCGCGAGCCGAACCCGUUCUACUCCAAAUUGCAGCUCACAAAACCGUACGAAGAACUGGACCCACGCAGUCUUGCACAAGAGGUUAUGACUGCCGCUGAGCAACGUAAGGUGUCGCAGCGUGAGUACCUUCGACAGCACCCGAAGUACAAUGUCUCGAUGUACAUCUUCAGGCCGGACAAUCCCAUCCGAAAGAUGUGCAUGCGCAUCGUCGGGCCAGGAAGAGGCACGCGCAUUCAGGGUGUCCAGCCCAACCCGACCAUAUGGUACACCUUCUCCGCCUUCAUUUACCUCGCCAUUGUGGGUAUGGUGUUACUGGCCUGCGUGACAACGCCAUUGUUCCAACUGGAGUACUUUAAGAGGCAUCCAGGUGCUAGUGACAGGUACAAUUGGUUCGUUUUCGUCGACAUCGGUUUCGCCGGGCUUUUCACCGUGGAGGCUCUGAUCAAGGUCAUUGCGGACGGCUUCUUCUGGGCGCCAAACGCGUACUUCCGCAGCUCGUGGGGAUUCAUAGACGGGAUCGUUCUCGUCACGCUGUGGGUCAAUGUGAUAACUUCACUUUAUGAUCCGGGAAGCGGCUCUCGGGCAGUGGGCGCAUUCAAAGCGCUCAGGGCUUUGAGGCUGCUCAACGUCAGCGACAGUGCCCGAGAUACGUUCCAUUCCGUCAUCGUCCUGGGAGGCUGGAAAGUGCUUUCGGCGGCAUUUGUGUCGCUGAGCUUGCUCAUUCCGUUCGCCAUCUACGGCCUGAACUUGUUUGCUGGCAAGAUGGCAUGGUGCAAUGAUUGGCAGCAGUACGAUGUGCAUAAUCUCACGGAUUGUGUUGGAGAAUCGGUCUUGUCGCCGCUUGGCUUCGACAUGCUGGCCCCGAGGAGAGUCGCGAACGUCAACUACGCCUUCGACUUUGAUUCCUUUGGAGACGCACUCUUCAUCCUGUUCCAGGUCGUGUCACAAGAGGGUUGGGUCGACCUGAUGUGGAGCGCACAGUCUAUCACUGGCGUGUUCACGCAGCCAGCGUGGUUCUCGCAGCAAGGCAAUGCGGUCUUCUUCAUCGUCUUCAACUUGCUUGGUGCUGUGUUCGUGCUGACGCUGUUCGUGUCGGUCUUCAUGCGCAACUAUACCGAACAGACUGGUGUCGCCUUUCUUACUUCAGAGCAGCGUUCCUGGCUCGAACUACGAAAGCUACUACGCCAAGUGGCACCUUCAAAGCGGCCGAACCGGCAGAAGAGAAGACAGACAUGGCAGGAAUGGUGCUAUCGAUGGGCGACCGCCAAGAAAGGUCGCUGGCAACGCACCAUUACUGGAAUCUUGAUCGCACAUCUGAUUCUCCUGUGCCUGGAAUGGUAUCCGGAACCCGAGGCUUGGGCGAUCACACGCUCCUUCAUUUUCUUCGUGUUCACCCUCUUCUACAUUGCGAACGUCUUCAUUCGCAUCGUGGGCUUGUCGUGGGCGCGGUACCGCAAGAGUGCGUGGGACAUGUACGCUAUGAUUGUCGUUGCUAUCAGCUUCGUCACCUCGAUCAUGGUCUUUGCAAACCUUGGAAAUACGGUCUACGCCCAGACGCAUAAGUUGUUUCUGGUUGCUGUCGCCCUGCUGCUCAUCCCCCGCAACAAUCAACUUGAUCAAUUGUUCAAGACAGCAGCCGCAAGUUUUAGCGCCAUUGCGAACCUGCUGGCCACAUGGUUUGUGCUCUUUCUGGUCUACGCCAUUGCCUUCACCCAGACAUUCGGUCUCACCAGGUUCGGCGGAAACGAAACCGACAACCUCAACUUCCGCACCGUGCCUAAAGCCCUGAUCUUGCUCUUUAGAAUGAGUGUGGGUGAAGGCUGGAAUCAGAUCAUGCUGGACUACGCUAAUAUCGAGCCACCAUACUGUACACUGUCCGAGCACUACUACGACGGCGAUUGCGGCAGCAAGCAGUGGGCAUACGCGCUGUUCGUGUCGUGGAACCUGAUCAGCAUGUACAUCUUCGUCAACCUCUUUAUCUCGCUGAUAUACGAGAGCUUCUCCUACGUGUACCAGAAGAGCAGCGGUCUGUCAAUCAUCAGCAGAGAGGAGAUUCGUCGAUUCAAGCAGGCGUGGGCCGAGUACGAUCCAGAAGGCACCGGAUACAUUUCGAAGGACGUCUUCCCAAGAUUUCUGGGUGAACUGUCUGGCAUCUUUGAAAUGCGAAUAUACGAUGGUGAUUUCACCAUCAGCAGCCUGAUCGAGGACUGCAGAGUCGGUCCCAGGAGAGCGUCUCAGCUUCCCGUCGAUGGAGAGUCAUCGAGUCCAGAAAUUGACCUGGGCAAACUGAGGAGACGAUUGACAGAGCUACCAGUGGAUGAAAUCCGAAGACGACGAGCACGAAUGAACACGUUCUACGAAGAAGUCCUUGUCUCGGCCGACCCUGAUCGAGGGAUAGCCUUCAACGCGCUGUUGAUGAUCCUAGCUCAUUACAAGGUCAUCAACGACAACAAGAGUUUGAGGCUAGAGGAGUUCCUGCGCCGAAGAGCAAGACUCCAGCGUGUUGAAGAGGCGGUCAACCGCAACAUUGUGGUCGGGUUUUUCGAUACACUUUACUGGGCACGACGAUUCCGACGAGCCAUGGACGCCAAGAAGAGUGCUCGCAUGACUAUGGUGCCUUCGUUCGGUGUUCCCGAGAUCCUUGUACAGGAUGAAGGUGGCGACGAUGUCACGCAGGCGAGAAAAUUCGACGUUCCCUCGCUGAGCGUAACGCCUGUCGACGUCGAUGAGUCAGACACCGCGGCGUCUCUGGGAAUUGGUCGAGCUCCUGCCAGUGGAUCGGAUGCUGGAAGCAGCGCGUCCGGCAUGCGAGAUAGGAGCACAUCCAUCCAGCUGUCACCCACAGCAUCGCCGACUAGGGAAGGGUUCAACCUCUCUUCACACCACCGGCCAUCGCCAUCAAGCAGCAGUAUCCAGCCAGACUGGCAUUUCGCAGCUGCGAUGGAAGGCGCGAGUAGGCCAUCACCACCUGGCAGUCCUGGCUUAAGUGAUACCGAUGCGACGGCGGCAAGAAGUCGAGCGAAUAGUGCUGUCAGCCAGCAUGAAAUGAUGGGCAUGUUCCAAGACAGCGCCUGGGGCCAGAGCAUGAGAAGGAGCUUCACGACGAAACGAGGCAGUGAUCGACGUCCUUCGUCAUGA
Messenger RNA from Zasmidium cellare ATCC 36951, 6669 nucleotides. RefSeq lists its product as uncharacterized. Gene Ontology annotation, cellular component: membrane; voltage-gated calcium channel complex. Gene Ontology annotation, biological process: calcium ion import across plasma membrane. Lineage: Eukaryota; Fungi; Ascomycota; Dothideomycetes; Mycosphaerellales; Mycosphaerellaceae. The coding region runs from base 1 to 6669 and encodes 2222 amino acids. Gene Ontology annotation, molecular function: high voltage-gated calcium channel activity; calcium ion binding. The record is from RefSeq and is a predicted model, not a curated record. The transcript has a single exon.